Molecule: messenger RNA, 566 nt
Organism: Drosophila biarmipes
Lineage: Eukaryota; Metazoa; Arthropoda; Insecta; Diptera; Drosophilidae
Gene: Obp99d
Exons: 1
Coding region: 15-431 (138 amino acids)
Molecular function (GO): odorant binding
Source: RefSeq, a predicted model, not a curated record
CCGCCGAAUACACAAUGAAUCACUUAAGUCUGGAGAUUAUCUGCUGGAGCUGUCUGCUCAUUACAAUAGCUUCAAAAACGGAAGCAGCUUCGGUUUGGAGAUUACCAACGUCGGAACAAGUUUACGAGGAUCUGGAAAACUGUCGCCAAGAAAGCCAGGAGGAAGAUGCAGCCACCCUGAGGUGUUUGGUAAAAAGACUAGGACUUUGGACGGAUGAGAGAGGCUACAAUGCCAAGCGCAUAGCAAAGAUCUUCGCCGGGCACAACCAGAUGGAGGAACUGAUGCUGGUGGUGGACUACUGCAAUCGGAAGGAGCGGAAGGAAACGCAGUUGGAUGACUGGUCCUUUCAGGCCUACAGGUGCGCCACUUCCGGCCAGUUUGGCCAUUGGGUCAAGGAUUUCAUGACCCAAAAGGAAGUGCAACAUUAUUAAAGAUACAAGUCUUUUUUUAAAUAAAAUUUAGAGUAGGCAUUUCGUAUAAUUAUUCUAAGCAUUAUAAGUCUCAAGUUCCUUGAACAUAAAAUAAUGUAUAAUUAUCAAUUACAAAUAAAUAAAAGAAAAAGUGUA